AAUGUGCAUUUGUGGUUUAUCUUCAAAAUCACUCGCCUCUCUAUCUCUCACAAGAGAGAAGAGACCAGUUAGCUCAGGCAUAAAGGCAGAGGAACCAACUAUCUUUUGGAACUUCUUUCUUUUUCUCUUUCGUGCAGAUUCUGUAAACCACUAGUUAUCUCUUCUGCAUGUUUUGUUCAGCAUUAUUCAAAGAUGAAAGGAAUAGACAUCUUCUGUGUAUCUCAAGCUUCAACUGCCAUUUGUUUAAGCAUGGAUCAAGCUUCUUCUUCCUCCCCCUCCUCCUCCAUUCUCCUCGGCGGCCGUGCCAUUGACCGCCAUAACCCCAUCAUCGGAGACGGAAGAAGAUUCCCCAAAGGUCUCCCCACCGCCCCUUGUGUUUCUGACCCGCCGCCUAUCAAUCCCAAACCUUACCACCAACUUCAAAAGACGAGAAAAACUUCUUCCAAUAAGUCAUCAUCAUCAGGUGAUCAAACCAAGAAACACUCAAGCGAUCAAAAGAAAAAGACUUCAUCCAAAUCAUCCGAUGUCACUAAGAAGACCAACACUUCCAAGGCCAGUGAUACUGCAGAUUGCAAGAACAAAGGUUUCGAUGAGAUUAUCGACGUCAAACAGAAGGGAUGUGUUAAGUCACUGGGUGAUCUAAUCACUCCACCUGGCUCGUCUAGAUAUCUCUUGAGUGACGCUAAUUUCUUUGAUGGGGUAUCGGAUUAUGACCCAGUUUUGGCAUUGGCUCCAGUUGAACCCAGAAAAAAGCCUCUGCAGACUGUUAAACAAGAUGUUGAAUCCACUGCUUCCAAACUCUCCUCCUCCUUCUCCUCCUCCUCAUCUCGCUCUGAAAAGCCUUCUUCAAACCAGGUCGUAGUUUUGAGAGUGUCAUUGCAUUGCAAAGGCUGUGCAGGAAAAGUAAGGAAACAUCUAUCCAGAAUGGAAGGCGUCACAUCGUUCAACAUAGAUUUUGCGGCCAAGAAGGUGACGAUUGUUGGAGAUAUAACCCCCUUAAGUGUCUUAGCCAGCGUCUCAAAAGUGAAGAAUGCGCAAUUCUGGCCAGCUGCACCACCCCCAGAUUCGGCUGCAUCUGCAGUUUCUUCCGCUAAUAAUCAAGAAAUCAAGAAAUAAGAUCUAGAGCUAUUACUGUACAUGUAAAUUAUGGGGUGUGCUGAUUAGGAUGGUGAGGCCGAAUCGGAAUCUUUGUUGCUUAGAAAAAGAAAGUACGAAAAGUCUUUUAUUUUACCAGAACUUAUGCUCUGAGACUGCUGUAGCUUAUAUUAACCUGGAAAAAAGCCUGGAAUCUUUUAGAAAUUAUUAUGAAAUAUCAGAAUUCUGAUGGAAUUGGCCCA
This is a messenger RNA of Mangifera indica (mango), 1337 nucleotides long. Its product is annotated as protein SODIUM POTASSIUM ROOT DEFECTIVE 1-like. The transcript is spliced from 3 exons. The record is from RefSeq and is a predicted model, not a curated record. Bases 193 to 1116 code for a protein of 307 amino acids. Gene Ontology annotation, molecular function: metal ion binding. Lineage: Eukaryota; Viridiplantae; Streptophyta; Magnoliopsida; Sapindales; Anacardiaceae.